Messenger RNA from Nicrophorus vespilloides, 2277 nucleotides. It is a transcript of the gene eIF4B, whose product is annotated as eukaryotic translation initiation factor 4B. The transcript has 5 exons. Gene Ontology annotation, molecular function: RNA binding. The coding region runs from base 93 to 1643 and encodes 516 amino acids. NCBI's taxonomy places the organism in Eukaryota, Metazoa, Arthropoda, Insecta, Coleoptera, Silphidae. The record is from RefSeq and is a predicted model, not a curated record.
UGUGGAAACACCGGUUGACAACCAUCACUUUUGCGUUGGUAACCGUUCGAGCAGUACCAUCGUUUCGUUGGCAGCACACACCAACCUUCAACAUGGCUUCAUCAGGGAGGAAAGGAAAGAAAUCAAAGGGUAAAACUGUGCCCUUAAAUGAUUUUCUCCAGGACACUCCUGGCCCCACAGCCAUAAUACCUGUAAGGAGUAGCUCGAACUGGGCUGACGAAGUUGAAGAUUCAUAUGAUUCCUAUGAAUCGAGGUCGUCCUCUAAGCAUACAAAUGUCGUUUUACCAACGGCACCGAAGGCUGCACGAGGAUUGGAGGAUAUCGGCGAUAAAAUCCCGACGAGUCCGCCUUUUAUGGCAUACCUCUCCAAUCUACCCUAUGAUGUCGAAGAAGACGAAAUUGCAGAUUUUUUCUGCGACUUGAAGAUCUCGAAUAUGCGAAUUCCGAAGGAGGUGAGACCUGAGGAAGGAACCAGAGUUAAAGGGUUUGGAUAUGUGGAGUUUGAAGACCAAGAGAGCUUGGUUGAAGCCCUGUCAAAGACCGUUUGUACAUUGAAGGGUAGACGAAUAAGGAUUGAGGUGGCCACGAGUUCCGAUACUGAUAGGCGUCGCGGAGGGCGUAUGGAUAUGAAUCGCGAUCGUCCUGAGAGGCCGGAGGUCUCUAUGGGCGAUUGGAGAUCAAACAGCGGCAGAAAAGAGCCUGAACCGGAAAGGCGUAGUUACCGCGAUGGCGGUGGCGGUGGCUUCAAUAGGUCGGAGAAUCAAGGCGGUGGCGGCGGCUUUAAUAGAUCGGAAAAUCAAGGAGGCGGUGGCUUCAAUAGAUCGGAGAAUCAAGGCAGUAGUGCUUGGAGGGAUGGAAACGAUCGUCCUAGUUACAGGGAUAGCGCCCCGAUUACAAGAGAUGGCGGUUACAGAGAAAGCGCCCCGAUGACCAGAGAGGGCGGAUCUUACAGAGAUAAUGGUCCAAGAGAAGGCGGAUCAUACAGAGAUAAUGGCCCAAGGGAUGGUGGGUCUUACAGAGAUAACGGUUCCAGGGAUGGUGGAUCCGGUCGCGGAUUUGGUCCGAGGAGGUACGAUGAUCGCAAUGAAAGGCGGGAUGAUGAUAGGCCGUCAGACCGUGAGUCGCGCAUUCGACCAAAAUUGAAUUUGGCUCCAAGAACUAAGCCAAUUGAGAAUCCGUUGCCGCCGCCUCCAGAAAAGGAGCAGGAACCGGAACCGGUGCCAAGACCAGCUCCAGUUCCGGCCGCUUCCAUCUUCGGAAGCGCUAAACCAGUGGACACCAGCGCCAGAGAAAGGCAGAUCGAGGAACGUUUAGCUAAACAGGUCGGCGAUGGACAAGAGAAAGAUGAUAGGAGGCGUGAUGAUUACAGGGGGAGAAGAUCUCCGGAUGGUGGUAGGAGAUACUCUCCGGAUCGCAGGCGCGAUUCUUCAAGAGGCUCACCUGAUCGCAACCGAGGAGGGCAACGCAAAGAUGACCGAAGGGCUCCACCGCCGAGAUCAGACAAAUCAGAGAAGAAACCAGCAAGAUCUGGUGAAUACACUGAAAAGGAUAUGCCAAAGUUGAAGACGCCGGAGCCGGUGAACAUUGUCGCUAAAAACCAGUAUUCGUAUUUGUCCGAAGGAUCGGAAGAAUCUGAAGAUUGAGGAGUAUUGAAUAGCAUUUUUUUUACAUGUGCAGUUUCAUCUCUCGUCGCUGGAUGGUCAGGGACUGCACAUUAACAACUAUCACAUAAUACAAAUUAUAUACAUAUUUAUAUAUGUAAAUGAUUGGAUAACAUUUUUUGGGGAAGGAAAACGGUAAUUAUUAAUUAUUGAAGGAUUAUAUAAAUAUUUAAGCGCAAGGCAGUGCCAACGUGGAUCGACCGCGCUACUCUAUCGAUUAUUUUGUAAGAUUUUGUUUCUUUAAAGGAUUAUUAUAUGCGUGCAGUGCAUAUCUAGUCCAGUAUAAUUUAUAUAUAUAUAUAUAAUUUAUAUGUAUAUACAUUUUACAUAAUACGUUUAUCCUGUCCCCUCCCACUUCAAGUUGUAUGUGUUUGUAUUCUUAAGACUAGUUUUUUAAUUAUUAUAUCGAUUUUGACAUUAGUUAGAUUAAUUAUAUUGGACUAGCUUCGGACUUCUUGUUUCUGAGGACAUCUUCUAUUAAUAUUGUUCUACAGCUGCAUUUUCUUCUAUUAUUUCCGAGGAAACGCUGAAAAGGAUCGAUCGAUUAUUACAUAUUUUUUUUUCCUAAAUAUUUCGAUUUACGUAGGUUUAAGAUUUAGCUAUAAAAAUAUUUCAU